This is a messenger RNA of Thalassophryne amazonica, 3815 nucleotides long. It is a transcript of the gene syn2b, whose product is annotated as synapsin IIb. The transcript is spliced from 13 exons. Gene Ontology annotation, cellular component: synaptic vesicle membrane; synaptic vesicle. Gene Ontology annotation, molecular function: ATP binding. Bases 715 to 3198 code for a protein of 827 amino acids. Lineage: Eukaryota; Metazoa; Chordata; Actinopteri; Batrachoidiformes; Batrachoididae. The record is from RefSeq and is a predicted model, not a curated record. Gene Ontology annotation, biological process: neurotransmitter secretion.
GCAGACGAUGAUGUAGGUGGAUGAUGACAGAAGAGACAAUUCGGGGGGAGGGGAAGACAGCCACUGAGCAUGCCAAGUGCCCGAGCAAGCAAGGCAUCAAGGGGAGAAGGCAGAGCGAGAGCAGAGGAGGAGAGAGAAGAGAGAGAGUGUGUGUGUGUGUGUGUGCUUGGGGGGAGCUAGAGAGAGAGAGCAAGAGAGAGAGCAAGUGAAAGGAUGAGGGAGGAGAGCAGCAUCUCCUGAGUGUAUUCAGCUUGCAGCAGCUCACGCGGGCACAGUUGAGAGGGAAAACACCAGCAUCUCACCAAAGGGGGGCGACACCACACCUCUGUGUCCGUGUCCCUCUCAAACAUACUUUUCAAGCGUCACACGAGCGCAUCUGUGAGGAAGUGUGAGGCUCAGGAGGAGAAGGAACACCACAUACAUGUGUACUGUUUUUCCUGGCUUAGCUGCGGUUUGGAGAGCUGUCUUGUGAAGACUGGACCCAGAGCUGUAUCCAUCGCUACAUCCAUCUUUCCUUCUCUCCUGCCGUCCAUUGUAGAAGCUCGGCCAUUCUGGAUCUUUGGGACUGCUCUCUGUCAUUCAUCUAACCACUGAUUGGCGUGCUCUUCUCUGCUUCUCCUCCAGCAUCCCUGCCAGAUUCUGCUCACAAGCCCGUUCAGCCCAGCAAUCCAAAAGAACACACAGCAAUUAAAGACCAGCCGCUUGCCCACAAUCAUGAACUUCCUCCGACGCCGUCUGUCCGACAGCAGCUUCAUGUCCAACCUGCCCAAUGGCUACAUGACAGACCUCCAAAGGCCUGACCCACCUGCUCCUCCUCCAGCCACCGCGUCCACCUCUUCGCAACAGGGCACAAGCCCUACUGUGGCACCUGCCCCUGCCCAAUCCCCUACCAAAGCUCCAGCCCCAAUCCAGGCACCGGUCAGCUCCCCCGCAUUUCAAGAUCGCCGUCCAACCCAGCUCACGCAGCAACCUCAACAGGCCCAGUCGUCAUCCUCCUCUGGCUUCUUCAGCUCCAUCACCAACGUGGUCAAACAGACGGCAGCUUCCGCCGCAGGCUUUGUGGAGCAAUCAGCGCCAACUUCUUCAAUCUCAAAGAAGUUCAAGAUCCUCCUGGUCAUUGAUGAGCCUCAACACGAGUGGGUCAAAGUGUUUCGUGGAAAGAAGGUCCUCGGGGACUACGAUAUCAAAGUGGAGCAGGCUGAAUUCUCCGAGAUUAAUCUCAUCUCUCAUUCAAAUGGAACCUGUAAUGUGGACAUGCAAGUCAUCAGAGGCGGGACCAAAGUGGUCAGGUCAUUCAAACCUGACUUUGUCUUAUUACGUCAGCACGCCUUCAGCAUGGCUCAAACUGAGGACUUUCGGAACCUGAUCAUCGGUCUGCAGUAUGCAGGCAUCCCUUCAGUCAACUCGCUGGACUCCAUCUACAACCUGAGCGACAAACCGUGGGCUUUUUCUCAGCUGAUCAAUUAUCAGAAAAGGCUGGGAUCCGAUAGGUUUCCUCUUAUCGAUCAGACUUUCUACCCCAACUAUAGAGACAUGAUUACAACACCAAGUUUCCCCGUUGUAGUGAAGAUUGGACACGCCCACUCCGGAAUGGGAAAGGUCAAAGUGGACAAUGUGAGUGACUUCCAAGACAUUGCAAGUGUGGUGGCCAUCACUCAGACGUACUGCACCACAGAGCCGUUUGUCGACUCCAAAUACGACAUCAGAGUCCAGAAAAUCGGCACCGACUACAAAGCUUACAUGAGGACAUCCAUCUCUGGUAAUUGGAAGAGCAACACUGGAUCUGCCAUGUUGGAACAAGUGGCCAUGACUGACAAGUAUAAGCUGUGGGUAGAUACCUGCUCUGAGAUAUUUGGAGGGCUGGAUAUCUGUGCUGUCAAAGCCAUUUGUGGCAAAGAUGGUAAUGACUACAUUAUUGAGGUUGUGGGUUCAUCUAUGCAGCUAAUUGGUGAUCACCAGGCAGAGGACCGCCAGCUCAUCUCAGAGGUGGUGCUGGCUAAGAUGAACCAAGCACUGGCUGCCAAGAUGUCUACUGCUGCACAGUCACCUGCGCGCUCCCCUCAAGGCCAAAAGCCAACCACUAUGCAGCCCCAACAGAGUGGUGUUGCUAAAGAGGGAACAGCAGAUCCAAACAGGACUUCAGGCCAGCGUUCUCACCAUCAAGGUGUGCCAGUGAAAUCACAUAGUAUGGACCCAUCUACAGAGACGGCUAAGAAAGCGUAUGAACCAGUACCAAAAGCCAGCCAGGGUCAGAAACCUAGUCCAAGUCAAGCACAGAGACCAGCUCAGAAGCCAGUGCCAGUCCAGAAGGCUGUCUCAGUCACAAAGCCCCCGGUACCGAGGCCUCCCCCGAUGACAAGAGCCCCAUCAGUCACAAAACCAGCACCAGAUUCUGUUUCCGCUGCAGCUAAAGCUUCACCUUCAUCCCCAGCAAAAGCUGUGAUUCCACCUCCAGCUUCUCCCCCAACCAAAGCCGCGGUUCCUGCUCCAGCCUCUCCCCCAACCAAAGCCGCGGCCCCUGCUCCAGCCUCUCCCCCUGCCCCAGCCUCCCCUCCUGCCUCAGCCCCAGCUCCAUCCUCUUCCCCAACCUCAGCUCCUACCACAGAGCAACCCAAGCCCCAGCCUCAGGCCUCCCCAUCUGCAUCCCCUGGCAAACCAAAAGAGCUGCCUCCCAAACCCACCCCACCUGCAAAGCCCAUCCCUCCUGUACGCCGGAAUUCCAAGCCGCAGCUCCAGCCAAAACCUCAAACUCCACCACCUCCCAGAGCCUCACCCAAACCCCAACCUGCUGCCCAAGACACCGAGCCGGCUCAGGCCACAAAUACUGCAGCGGCCCCUGGCCCAGCACAGGCUCAACCCCCGGCCAAAGCUAGCCAGUCCUCACCUAAAGCUCAGUCUCCAGCUAAAGUCCAGUCUCAGGCCAAGCCAGCCUCCCCACCAACAAACCCGGAGCCUGUCCCAGCAGAAACGGCCGUGGCCCCAGCAGAGGCCCAGGCCCCUGUGGAAGAACAGCCAGUGCAGCAAAAGAGUCAUCCUCUGCUGAAUAAGUCCCAGUCCCUGACCAAUGCCUUCAAUGCCUUCAGCGACUCCUCUUUCUUCCGUGGGGUUUCAAGCUCGGGGGGCGAUGGCCAAGACGAAGCAAAGGCAGAGACCAUUCGCAACCUACGAAAGUCCUUUGCCAGCCUUUUCUCCGAUUAGACGAAGCCAAGCUGUAGUCAGCUCCAGUGUGAUUCUGGCCAGUGAUGACUUGAUUGACAUUAAAUGUGAACCAGUCUGAGAUUAAAUUUUGUGUGUUAACUGUACUGUACUCCUUCCGCCCCUGUUCUUGGCCCCACCUCCUACAUUUCUGCCUCUUUGUGUGAGUAACAGUGACAUCUGCUGGCCUGGAUAUUCAGUUCAUGAUUCUGUGCCAGAAUAACUGGACUGAAGGAGUUACGUCAUUGAUUAGAGAAUAGAACCGAAUAGAAUAGUUGUAUAUUUUGCCUUGAGAACGUUUAAUGAAGACUUUAUAAUGUGUACGAAAAGUAUAUUAAAGCCUACAUAAAGAAUGUAAAUAUAUAUAAAGUAUAUAACUAUAUAAGGGAGAUAAGCCAGUAAUAGAAAAAUAUCCAGUCGCAUUUUGGAAUUUGCUUCCAUCAGUGACAUAACUCUUUCAUUCAGUACCUGGAUUUAUACAAAUUUUAAAGAUACUCUCCAGCACUUUAAAAAAUUAUUGUUGCACAUGAUGUAUUUUAAUAUAUAGUUUUCCACGUUUCCCCAUAGGCCCUGAAAAAUACCUUAAAAACCAAUGAAUAUAUUUUCUCCUGCUCCCUCUG